AUGAAUGGUCAAAAACUUGAGGAAGAAAAGAUAAAGAUCCAAGCCAGUGUUCUUGAUCUUCCUCUCUGUUUACAGAUUCUAAACGAUGCGAUUUUGUAUUUUAAGGAGGAGAACAAGAGAUGCUCAGAGAUGGAUACUCAACCAUUGUUGAAAGAUUUCAUCUCUGGAGAUGGUCCAUUGCUGAAAAGAGAGGAGAAGAAGCUUCAGCUGUGGACAGAAAAUGAUCACAUCCCAAACGGAAGAUUCUCAGACACGAAGCAGCUUUGGUGUCGGAGAUCAAAAUAUGCAAUUCUGAAUCCAAAAACUUCACUGUGGGACUCUUCGUGUAGGCACAAUAAGAUUCUGUCUUUGGUAGCUUCCUUCUUUGCUGCAGCGUGGAGUAAGAACAAGUUGCAGGUCAUUGUUGGAACAUUAUCUGUAUUCCUCCUGUGUUGA
This is a messenger RNA of Eruca vesicaria subsp. sativa (arugula), 435 nucleotides long. The record is from the annotation of a GenBank genome assembly. Lineage: Eukaryota; Viridiplantae; Streptophyta; Magnoliopsida; Brassicales; Brassicaceae.